AGUUGAAUAAAAUCUUGAGUAGAAUAGAUAGGGUGAAUACACAGAGUCUUUCACCCAGGGUAGGCAAAUCAAGAAUGAAUAGAUAUACAGUAGCUUUAAGGUGAAUGUAUGGAGGAAUGGUGGUGGGCGGAAUGCAAUUCCUUUCCUUUCUGUCUCAUUACUGUUUGCAAUUUUAAUCUAAAGGAUAUUAUCGUUUCUGACGAUCAGUACAAUCAAAAUGGUGCAGCCCGUGGAGUCACAGCUGAUUUGGGUUUGAUCCUGACCUCCAGUGCUGUCUGUCUAGAGUUUGGCCUGUACCUACAUGGGUUUUCGCCACGUGCUCCAGUUUUCUCCUACAUCCUCAAGACAUGCUUGACGAUAGAUUAAUUGGUUAUUAAUUGCCCAUGAUGCCUCGGUAUGAGGGAGUUAGAUGUGGCCCUUGUGGCUAAAGGGAUCAUGGGUGUAUGGAGAGAAGGUAGGUACGGGAUACUGAGUUGGAUGAUCAGCCAUGAUCAUAUUGAAUGGCGGUACUCCUGCACUUAUUUUCUAUGUUUCUAUGUUUCUAUGUAAGUGGCAAAAUCUAAGCAGAGGUGAUGGGAAUGUAGGGAGAAUAAAAUUAGAUUAAUGUAGGAUUAGUGUAGAAAGUUUGAAGAAAUUCAGCAUGUUACCAAAUAUUCUAAUAAAGUUCUAGAUGCACUUUAGAGAGUAUCCUGACUGGAACCUGUUGCAGCAAUUCCAAUGCUAGGAAUGCAAGAGGCUGCAGAGUGGUGGACUCUGCCUGGUUCAUCACGAUAUAGCCCAUCCCACUAUAGAAAGCAUCUACAUACGGCACUGCCUCAAGAAGGUGGCAUCCAUCAUUAAAGAUCCCCACCAUCCGGGUCAUACCCUUACAUCACUGCUACCAUUGGAAAUGACGCAUUAAAUCACACACCACUGGGUUCAGGAAGAAACUUUCGUACAACCAUCAGUUCUUAAACCGACCUGCACGACCAAUCCUACUCAGCAAUGGAAAGCUACAGAUCACCUCUUGCACCACCAAGGACCUGGUUUCUAAUUGUGCUUUACCCCAGCAUCUUGCUUUUUGUACGGUCAUUUGUCCUUUCGUUAUCUUGUAUAAUCUAUGUUUUAUUUCUUGUCUGAGCUGAUAUGCCUGUGUUGCUGCUGCAAGCAAGAUCCCACUGAACGUGCAUUUGCCAAUAAACUAUGCUUGACUUGAAAAUGCUACUUGACGGUUGGCAUGGAAUCAGUAGCCCGAAGGGACUGUUUCCAUUUUACAAGACUAUAACUGAGUAAAGUAUAGGCAAGGUAAUGUGAGAAUGAAAUUCAAUUGUUUGUCCAAAAAUUAAAUUAACAUGAAGAAAAAUAUCAUCCUUUCCAUUUCUUACACCUUCUCUCUCACAUUUGCCUGACACAACUGUUUCUUUGAUUUUAAACGUUGUUCCCCCCACAGCACUCUGAUCCUUCCUGGGGUUCUGAUCAGAAUGCUGGAGUGCAAACAUGAGAGGUGUUCAAGGAGCCACUUCAGCACAUUUGCUGAGUGGUCCCUUUGAGGAAUGAGUCCAUUAUGUUAUGUUUUUUUUUCAAUAUUCAGGCUGUGCAUAACUCUCCUGCAGCAGUAAUGAGAUUUUGUAUGCGGCAGAGAUGAAGUUUGAAUUUACUGGGGUGUUUUUAGUGCACUCUGAAUUUGCUCUGGUGCACCUAGAAGCAGUUUGUUUAUAUUCUGCACACUCCUUCUGGCAUUGUUUGCUGCUUCUUUUCUCUUUUGGUUUUUCUAUUCAUGUUUCUGCAGAAUUCAAGACAGCAUGUGAUGUAUACAUGUACGUGUGUGUGUGUGGGUGGGCUUUGAAUGUAUCCUGUUUAUGAAAGCACUGAGCUGAAAAGAAAAGGAGAGGGCUUGAAAUAUAGGGGCAAAAAGAGAAUAAGAAAGAAAAAAAAUAGCCUACACUAUUUAAUCAGGGAUGUGGGCGUGAAGACGACAGCUGCUCCAAAACACUUGUCGAUGAAUCGUGAUAUCCGGAGCAUUUUUCCUUCAACCUUGAUUAGUAUCCCAGCUCGCUGGGCAGAAUCACAUUCUUUGUCUCCUCUGGUUUAGGAAAUAGACAGAGAGAACAGUGCAAGGCUCACUUCUGACGCAUCGCCUACCAUACCCCAACCCCCCCACCCUCCUCACAUCGUCCAACCUCAAUAAGCAUCAUCACCAGAAUCUGCCACCAAAUACUCGGCACUGUCAGCUACAGGUGCCCGGAGGAAGGUGGUCCAGCAUAUAUAGUAUGACAGAAUUCACGUGUUGCCUGUGAUUAACCCUGGUGGACAUGAGAUAAACAGCAAGUCGCCCGGCCAACUUCUUCGAAUGGUUCUUCUGAAGCACCAGUAGAAAAGAAGGAUGAUGGGGGCACUGGCCAAAUGCAGCCCUCAGGAAGAAGAAAUGGACAAGCCAGAGAAGUCCCAGAGUACCUUGCAGCUAAGGCAGGAAAAUCGAUGGAGCUGGAUGAGGAGAGUCUGCCUGAGAGUGAGCUUCAGUGUUCUCCUCUGUGUGAUGUUCCAGAUUCUGGUCCUCUGGAUUGGAUAUUUAUGUCAAGGUCAUGGAGUGCUUGCAGCUGGACAGAAAGUCCUCAGCCUUUUGCAGUAUCUGCUGAUGCCUCCACUUGCCUUCCCAAUCAUUUCAAUGGAUACAGAGGGUGUGUUGCCUCUGCAGCAAGGACUGUGGGAUGCGGGGAGCUGUUGCCCUCUAUUGGCAACAGCUAUACUGGGGACAGUACUGACAGGGUCUGGAAUCCUCUAUUGUCUUAAAGUCGUCCGACAAUUCACAACAGAGGCAAGGCGUCAGUCAAUGAGCCGGCAGCCCUCCUUCACCUACUCUGAAUGGCCUGAAGAAAUAACCGAUGAAAUCACUGAACCAGCACUCAACGAUCCAGAUCAGGAUGACAUUGAUGGCCAAGUAUUUUACCAGUCCGAGUACCAGGAACAGACAGAGAACCAACUUCAGUCCCUUGAGAGUUCCACAGAUUCGAUGUCCGAAUCGGUGGAUCAGUUGACUCUGGCUGUUAAACCAGUGGGACUUCAGGAGAGGAGAGGUUCAAACGUAUCACUGACCCUUGACAUGUGCACACCAGGAAGUGAAGAAGCUGAUGGAGAUGUGCUGUCACCCAGGGAACAGUCAGCAAGGGAAUACUUGCAAACAGCAUCCAACCUACUCAGUGCACAAAAACUACACAAGCGAGCCAUGGAUUCCUUCGCCCUCCAGAGAGAAUUCCUUGAAAUACCAAUGAAUUUUGUUCAUCCAAAGGAAUUUGAUAUUCCAGGUUUUGGAUUGAAGAAUCGCUAUAAGACAAUACUACCAAACCCCCACAGCAGAGUGUGCCUUACCAUUAAAUCACCAGAUGAUCCCCUAAUCUCAUACAUUAAUGCUAACUACAUUAGGGGCUACGGAGGGGAGGAAAAGGUGUACAUUGCUACUCAGGGACCAAUUGCGAACACUGUGUCGGAUUUCUGGACAAUGAUUUGGCAAGAAAAGUCAACCAUUGUUGUCAUGAUCACAAACCUAGAAGAGAGGAAUGAGAAAUGUACAGUGUACUGGCCUGAGGAUCAAGCCAAUUAUCAAGGAAUUGAAGUCUUUAUCAACAACGUUCUACAUGCUGAUGAUUAUAGUUUGAGAAACAUCACCCUGAAGGAUGGGUUUGAGGAACGACAUUUAAAGCACUACUGGUACACAUCAUGGCCAGAUCAGAAGACACCAGACAAUGCUCGACCUCUUUUACAACUAGUCCAGGAGGUGGAAGAAGCUAGGAUGCAAGCAAAGAAGGACAACAGUGGACCAGUUUUAGUCCACUGCAGUGCAGGCAUUGGAAGGACAGGAUGUUUCAUUGCCACCAGCAUCUGUUACAGAGAGCUGAAGUACUCUGGUGUGGUUGAUGUGCUACGGACAACUUGUCAACUGAGGAUAGACAGGGGAGGAAUGAUCCAGACAUGUGAGCAGUACCAGUUUGUGCACCAUGCUCUAAGCCUUUGUGAGAGACAGUUAGCCCAACAAGCCGAGGAAUGAAUUACAACAAACCAGUCAUGGACCAAAGUAACAGAAAAAUCUCCUUGGUGAUUUUAUUAUCAUAAUUAUACGUUCUCAAACAGAUAACUGAUGCUGAAGUGUAUGUGUGCAUAUGUGCAUGGAUCUCAACCACUAUGUUUCAGUGUUGGUGAUCUUGAUAUGCAUCAUCCUCAUCUUUUCAUUUUUUUUUAAAGUUUUACAAUUUAUCAAUUGUGCAGGAGUUAAAAUAUCAACUACACUGGUACCUCCCUUAGCAUUCAAAAUAUGUUCCCAGGAAUGACAGAGCUAAUAGAAUUGGUUCUAAAAGUUGCCUUUAUAGCACCAUCCAUACAGAAACGUGUUAUUGAGAAUUAAAAACAAAGUGCUGGAGGAUCUUAGUGGGUCAAGCACCUGUGGAGGGAAGGGCCAGACAAGAUUUUGGGGUGGGAUCCUUCUUCAGACUGACCCCAGUCGGGGGUAGAAAACUAGAAAAGAGAGGUGGGGGUGAGGCAAGGCCUGGCAAAUGUGAUAGGUGAGAUGGGAAGAGGGAGAGUGGAAGGUGGGAGGAGUCAAUGAUAAA
Molecule: messenger RNA, 4580 nt
Organism: Leucoraja erinaceus (little skate)
Lineage: Eukaryota; Metazoa; Chordata; Chondrichthyes; Rajiformes; Rajidae
Gene: ptpn5
Product: protein tyrosine phosphatase non-receptor type 5
Exons: 13
Coding region: 2363-4021 (552 amino acids)
Biological process (GO): protein dephosphorylation
Molecular function (GO): protein tyrosine phosphatase activity
Source: RefSeq, a predicted model, not a curated record